GAGCGGUUACUUAGGGCGCAGCACAGGUUGCUGGAGCGAAGCGCUGAAACUAAACUGAAGCUCGAUUAACAAAAUUGUCGUUGUUUGUUCAUGUUUUACAGAAGAAAUCAAGCAGGGUUGAAUCAUGUUUAAAAAUACAUUUCAGAGUGGAUUCCUCUCAAUAUUAUACAGCAUUGGGAGCAAGCCGCUCCAGAUUUGGGAUAAAAAGGUGAGAAAUGGCCAUAUAAAAAGGAUUACAGACAAUGACAUCCAGUCUCUGGUCCUAGAAGUGGAAGGAACCAAUGUCAGCACAACCUACAUCACAUGCCCAGCUGAUCCCAAAAAAACUUUGGGCAUCAAACUUCCGUUCCUCAUCAUGAUCAUCAAAAAUCUAAAGAAAUAUUUCACAUUUGAAGUUCAGGUAUUGGAUGAUAAAAAUGUGAGGCGCAGAUUUAGGGCCAGUAAUUACCAGAGUACGACACGCGUGAAGCCCUUCAUCUGCACCAUGCCCAUGAGACUGGAUGAUGGCUGGAACCAGAUCCAGUUUAACCUGUCAGAUUUCACAAGAAGAGCUUACGGAACCAACUACAUUGAGACCCUGCGAGUACAGAUCCACGCCAACUGUCGCAUUAGAAGAGUCUACUUCUCUGACCGACUGUACUCAGAGGACGAGCUCCCGGCAGAAUUUAAACUGUAUUUGCCUGUACAAAACAAAGCAAAGCAGUGAUCCGGGAUUUCCGCACCCCUUCCUACAGUUCAAGCCUCUUGUUUUAAAUGCAUUCCCCCCCCCCACCAAGUUUUUCUCUAAAAUGUUCUGUCUUGUUACUACACGUGACCUGGUUUAGUUUUUGUUUUUUUGUGUUGUAUAUUUUUACACAUUUAGACAAUGUGGAAUUUAAAAUAUCAGUGGAAAAUGUGAAUUCAAAGCAAUGCUAAUAAAAUAUUAUAUUACUGUAA
Clarias gariepinus (North African catfish) is the source of this 936-nucleotide messenger RNA. RefSeq names its product cilia- and flagella-associated protein 20. The record is from RefSeq and is a predicted model, not a curated record. Lineage: Eukaryota; Metazoa; Chordata; Actinopteri; Siluriformes; Clariidae. The transcript has 6 exons. Gene Ontology annotation, biological process: regulation of cilium beat frequency involved in ciliary motility; positive regulation of cell motility; cilium assembly. Gene Ontology annotation, cellular component: ciliary basal body; motile cilium. The coding region runs from base 125 to 706 and encodes 193 amino acids.